Molecule: messenger RNA, 1640 nt
Organism: Nymphalis io (European peacock)
Lineage: Eukaryota; Metazoa; Arthropoda; Insecta; Lepidoptera; Nymphalidae
Gene: pofut1
Product: GDP-fucose protein O-fucosyltransferase 1
Exons: 4
Coding region: 144-1286 (380 amino acids)
Biological process (GO): Notch signaling pathway; protein O-linked glycosylation via fucose
Molecular function (GO): peptide-O-fucosyltransferase activity
Source: RefSeq, a predicted model, not a curated record
UUAUAAACAUAACCUGAAAAUAAUAUAUUUGAUUUAAUAUUAUCAAGCUCAAUACUCAAAAGUAAAAUAAAUCGUAAAGUACAGUAAUCGUUAGUCAACUGUAAAAAUAACAAUAUGUUUUUGUCAUUCCUGAAUUGUUCAAAAUGGUUGAGAUCAUAACUAUUGUAACAAUAAUUUUAACACUAAAUGUUGUAACAAUUUUUGGUACCAAAACUGAUGGAUAUGUUGUUUAUUGUCCGUGUAUGGGUAGAUUUGGAAAUCAAGCUGACCAUUUUUUAGGGUCAUUAGCCUUUAGUAAAGGAAUAAACAGAACACUCGUAUUGCCGCCAUGGGUUGAGUAUCGAUAUGGGGAAAUGAGAUCUAUUCAAGUUCCUUUUAAUGUAUACUUUAAUGUUGAUUCUUUAAAAGAAUACCAUCAAGUAGUAACAAUGGAAUAUUUUAUGAAAAAUAUUGCCCAGGAAAUUUGGCCUCCACAUGAAAGAAUUUCAUUUUGCUAUACACAAAGAAUUGGAGAAAUACAAAACAGCUGUAAUGCAAAAUCUGGAAACCCUUUUGGUCCAUUCUGGGAUACUUUUCAAAUAGAAUUUGUAAAAUCUGAAUUUUAUGGCCCUCUUAAUUAUGAUGCCCAUAAUGUUAACAUGAUGGAAUUGUGGAAAAAAACAUAUCCUCCCUCUAAGUGGCCUGUGUUAGCAUUUACUGGUGCACCAGCAAGUUUUCCAGUUCAAUCAGAAAAUGUUAAUUUACAACAAUAUGUUACUUGGAAUGAUGACAUUAUUAAUAAAACUAAAGUUUUUAUCAAAAAAAACAUGAGUGGUGGAGGUUUUUUGGGCAUACAUCUGAGAAAUGGACAAGAUUGGGUGAAAGCUUGCCAACAUGUAGCUGACAGUCCAAAGCUGUUUUCAGCACCACAGUGUGUUGGAUAUAAAAAUGAAAGAGGAAAAUUAACACCUUCAAUGUGCCUUCCACAAAAAAGUGAAAUCAUCAAACAAGUUAAAAGAGCACUUAAAAAAUACAAGGAUAUAAAAUAUGUUUUUGUUGCAUCAGAUUCUAAUUAUAUGAAAGAAGAUUUUGAAAAUGCUCUUCAAUAUAUAGAUGUCACUGUACAAAGAUUAAAACCUAGUAAUCCUCAUCUUGAUUUAGCCAUCUUAGGUCAAGCUAAUUACUUUAUCGGGAAUUGUGUUUCAUCAUUCACAGCAUUUGUAAAGAGAGAAAGAGAUGUCAAAGGAUUGCCUUCAGAAUUUUGGUCAUUUCCUGAUAGAAAAAGACCUAAACAUGAAGAGUUGUAAACUCAGUUUAUAUUCAAAAGCAUUAGAUUUUUUUGAUGUCUCUGAAUACUUUGUCUGGAGCAUCAUUAUAACAAUUGCCUAAAUGAUUUUAAGCUUUAUUGAAAUCUAUAUGUAUUACAUAAAUAAAGCUAUGUUUAAAGAAACAGUGUUAUAUUAAUCUUUGACAAUAUUUACUUAGAAUUUUUAAACAGUAUUGUAUACUAUUUUCAUAUUUCUACAUUUUUACCAGGGUAUUUGAUAGUUUAUUUUAUAGAAGAUGACCAUCACCUUCUUAAGCAUCAUUUUAAAAACAAGUGAUAAAACAACUUGCAUUUACUGUAAUUGAAAGCAUAGUGCUUUUCUUUAUAAUAACUA